ACCCAUCUUUAGUUUGUUUACCUUUUUACCAAACAAAGUAUAAUAAUAAUCAUGUCGUCUUCGUUCAGAUAUACUCUUUUAAGGAGUGUUAAGCCGUACACGCCCUUCGCUCCGCAACUGACCAAGUCUAUGUUGCGAGUCCUCAUCCAAGUAUCUGUGCACUUUAUUGAAACAAAGAAGUCGUCUUCGGAAGUGCUCUCCCUGGCACUAAACAAGCUAACGAAUUCAGGUCAAAAGAUUCCACCAAACUUUUGUGAACUAUUCACAAUGAUAUUUUUGACGAUGCAAAUCUUUUUGCGAUAUCCCAAGGGCGCUGUAAAGCAUCACGAGUUGCGAAAGUGUCUAAUGGACGAUUUAAAUUUCACAGAAGAAUACGUUGAUGACAUUUGCAAAGUUUUGUUAAAUCAUCGAGAUAUACUCAGCAAGAACUUUGCGGAAACUAAAAUGGAUCGAGUUAAAAUGUCAAAGCUGCAGUGGAGAAUUAAUAUAUCCCUUUCUCUAAACACUGUACAAAUAGAUAAACCUACAAUAGUCCUCCACUUUAAGCUCCAGAAUAAAGAGUAUCGCACUUUAGAAUUGCCACUAUCUAUGUUUCAACAAGUUCGCUAUAAUAUCGCAGUUUUGCUGAAUGAGUUGCAGACUUUGCAAAGCCGCUUAGCUUUAAAAUAAUUUAUUCAAGAAUCAUACUAUAAAAUUUAGGUAUAUUAGUUUGUGUGUAAAUAUAAAAUAAU
Messenger RNA from Drosophila biarmipes, 731 nucleotides. RefSeq names its product COMM domain-containing protein 5 (gene LSm-4). Bases 52 to 669 code for a protein of 205 amino acids. The record is from RefSeq and is a predicted model, not a curated record. The transcript has 3 exons. Gene Ontology annotation, cellular component: nucleus. NCBI's taxonomy places the organism in Eukaryota, Metazoa, Arthropoda, Insecta, Diptera, Drosophilidae.